Messenger RNA from Striga asiatica, 637 nucleotides. NCBI's taxonomy places the organism in Eukaryota, Viridiplantae, Streptophyta, Magnoliopsida, Lamiales, Orobanchaceae. The record is from the annotation of a GenBank genome assembly.
GGAAAGGGCAGAUAGACGAUAUAACACAGAAGAUAGAGGAGAUUCAUCCAUGGAUAUAGAGGCUGCACGAAUUGCACGGCGACAACGAGGUUUCCAUCAACAUCGUCCGCCAUUGAGCCCUGCUGGUUGCCGGCGGCUUUCAGUGAAGCCGUGGAGAGGGCAAGGCACGUGUUGGGGAGUUUGGACGCUUUGGUCAAGUGCUAUUCCUAUGAAGGAAAGGUGGAAAGGACUUCUCAACCGCAAUUUUGUAGAGGAAUACGUGGCUAAUUUGGUAAUUGUAGAUGAGGCGGUGACGCAGACGGAUCGAACGGUGGAGCGUGCGGAGCAGACGGCGUCACGUGCACGUCCGUUUGAUGUUAUUGUAGCACUUACAAAAUCGUGUUUAAGGGCCCUGGAGAGAAGGUCGAACCCAAACAGUUGUCAACUUUUCUGGAGAAGCGUGACCUCUAUCGUUGGAUUGCUAAAAGUUGAAGCAAGGGCGAAAGAGGAAUUUGUAAUAUCACGCAAAGAUUUUGGCCAACCGGCAAUUUGCAGCUCGAUCGAAAGAGAGAAGGCACGUUAUAUAUCUGAGCUGGACAGAAAAUUUCAGACUCUUCAAGCUGAGGCAACAACUCUCUCAGCUCAACUCACUUUGUAC